Molecule: messenger RNA, 972 nt
Organism: Triticum turgidum subsp. durum (durum wheat)
Lineage: Eukaryota; Viridiplantae; Streptophyta; Magnoliopsida; Poales; Poaceae
Source: the annotation of a GenBank genome assembly
AUGGGGAUCUGGGGCUGGCCGUGGGGGCGGCGUGGGCUCUCGGGCUUCGGAUCCGCGUCCACCGCUGAGGACAUCGCCGCCGGCAUCGACGCCAGCCAUCUCACAGCCAUCGUCACAGGAGCAACAAAUGGCAUUGGCAAGGAGACGGCCAGAGUUCUUGCACUGAGGGGAGCAAACGUGAUCAUACCAGCAAGGACGCUCGAGAGUGGGAUGAAGGUGAAAGAGAGCCUCGCUGAAGAGGUCCCGAGCUCAAAGCUACAUGUCAUGGAGAUGGAUCUGAGCUCCCUCGACUCUGUUCGCAGCUUCGCGGGCUCCUUCAACUCCUCCCAUAAGCAUCUGAACGCCCUCAUAAACAAUGCAGGGAUAAUGGCCUGCCCUUUCCAGCUAUCCAAAGAUGGCAUUGAGCUACAAUUCACAACGAAUCAUCUUGGCCAUUUCUUGCUGACAAAUCUUCUACUUGACAAGAUGAAAUCAACUGCCAAGGAGACCGGUAUGCAGGGCAGGAUCGUAAACCUAGCUUCAACAGCUCAUAGAAGGAGUGAUGGCAAAGGCUUUGAUCUGAACAAGCUGAACAACGAGUCCAAGUACAAUGCAUUUAGUGCAUACGCACACUCCAAAUUAGCAAAUAUUCUCCAUGCAAAUGAGCUAUCCAGGCGUUUCCAGGAAGAAGGAUGUGAUCUGACUGCAAAUUCGCUGCACCCUGGAAUCAUCGGAACCAACAUCGUUCGCUACAUCACGACAAACAGUGUGCUGGCCUCGAUUUUCUCGCUGGUCAAGCCUUUUGUGAAGGAUAUACCCCAGGGAGCUGCAACUACCUGUUAUGUGGCUUUGCAUCCUGAUACCAAGGGUGUGUCCGGCAAAUACUUCGCUGGUUGCAACGAGGCGACGCCGACGUCCGUCGCAAGAGAUGCAGAGCUGGCCAAGAGGCUGUGGGCGUUUAGUGAAGAACUUGUAGAAAAUAGAUCAAAAUGA